Cryptomeria japonica (Japanese cedar) is the source of this 3904-nucleotide messenger RNA. Its product is annotated as disease resistance protein Roq1. The coding region runs from base 121 to 3678 and encodes 1185 amino acids. The record is from RefSeq and is a predicted model, not a curated record. Lineage: Eukaryota; Viridiplantae; Streptophyta; Pinopsida; Cupressales; Cupressaceae. The transcript is spliced from 5 exons. Gene Ontology annotation, biological process: defense response; signal transduction. Gene Ontology annotation, molecular function: ADP binding.
UACUUCCCCAAGGUACCGAUUCUUUUCUUAUUUACUCAAUACAGACCGCUGCAGCGAAGACUUUGGUGGGUAUCUAACUACCCCAGAUAUCGAUUCUUCCCACAGUUUUCGGCAUAGAAAAUGCGUUUACAUCAUACCUGCCACACCUAUAGCGCUUGUCUAUAUGUUCUGUCUUUGGUUGACCUCAAUCCAAAGCCCACCUUCAUUUGUUUCGAGUCUAUCUGUGGAUUGAAUUCCAUGGCAUCCACUUCUGCUUCUCCUUCCACACCUAAUGUUGCAAACGCUUUUGAGGGAAUUGCACCGCCAUAUGGGUCUUCAUCAUCCUCCAAACAGCCCUGGGAUGUCUUCAUAAAUCAUUGUGGAACUGAUGUUAAACAUACGCUCGCGACGAACAUCUCCAAUACUCUUAAUCGUACAGGACUGCGAGUCUUCCUCGAUGUGGAAGCCCUUCAAGCCGGGGAUAUAAUCACUACAGAAAUCCAAGAGGCGAUGCAUAGCGUUUCUGUUCACAUUGCCAUAUUUUCUCCCAACUAUGCACAAUCCCCAUGGUGCCUCGCAGAGCUAUCUUAUAUGCUCAAAACUAAUGCCAAAAUCAUUCCAGUCUUCCGAGAUGUUGACCCUUCUGAUCUUCGACGGGUGGCUCAUGGAAAAGGAAGCUAUGCUUCUGCGUUUGAUGAAUAUGAAGAGAAGAAGAGAUACACGGAAGAAAAGCUACAAGAAUGGAAGACGGCACUGGAGAACGUUUCUCUUCAUUCUGGCUUUGUGGUCAGGAAUAAUCAUGACGAGGGGAAGGUGUUAAAGAAUAUUGAAAAUACAGUAUUCAAGAUGAUGAGAAAGGUACCAUUUGAGGUCGCCAAGCGUCCUGUGGGACUUGAUCGCAUGGUACGAGAAUUUAAAAGAUGUUCUCUUGAGUCUGCUACGAGUGAUAGCAAUGUACGGAUUGUGGGGAUCGUGGGAAUGGGAGGAAUUGGUAAAACUACUUUAGCCAAAGAGUUGUACAACCAGAAAUGUUCCUGUUUCCAUGCCUGCAGUUUUAUAUUUGAUGUGCGGGAGGCUGCAAGCAAAAGUGCCUUGCAUGAGAAGCAGAAAAGACUUCUCAAGGACAUCGGGGUAAAUAAUGGAGAUUUUUGUUGUGAUAGUGUAGAGGAAGGUAAAGCAAUUCUGGCAAGUCGCCUGAGAUCUCUGUGUGCACUCAUCGUGUUAGAUGAUGUGGGUCAUGAAGAUCAAUUGGAUGCUUUAUUGCCCGGAAGGGAUGCCCUUGGAUCUGGCAGUUUGAUUAUUGUUACAUCCCGUGAAUUGGGUGUCCUUACAAAGUGGGGUAUUUCCUCCAAUGCCAUCUGUAUACUGAAAGGAUUCAAUGAGUCUCAUGCCAGACAGCUUUUCUGUUGGCAUGCCUUUCUACAGCCUUAUCCAGAAGAGGGUUUUGAAGAUCUCGUUCAAAAGUUUUUAAUUGCUUGUAGUGGUCUACCAUUGUCUCUCAAGGUGCUUGGAGGACAGCUCUAUACAAAAUCCAUGGACUACUGGGAGGCCCAAUUGCAAAAAAUCUCAGGGAUGUUGCCAAGGGAUAUUAUGAUGAAGCUUAAAGUCAGCUAUGAUGCCUUGGAUAAAGAUGAGCAAGAAAUGUUCAUGGAUGUAGCUUGUUUCUUCAUUGGGGAAAACAUCAGCCUGGCUAUUGCUGUAUGGGAUGGAUCAGGCUGGAAUGGAUUGCUUGGUUGGGAAACACUUGUGAACAAGUGUCUUGUCAAUCUAGAUGAGCACGACUGCAUAACUAUGCAUGACCAUCUAAGGGAUUUGGGAAGAAAUCUGGCUAAUAACCACUCACCUUCUCGUUUAUGGCAUCAGGCGCAAAUAAUCAAGGUUCAGGGACAGGCUAGGGAAAGCAUGUAUAUUCGAGGCGUAAAAUUCUCAGUUGCGUCAUCCUCUUUCAAAGAGUUCAGGCGUCCUCUGCCUUCCUCAUUAGGAUUAAAACUUCUGGUUGACAGUAAAUAUGAAUUUACCAAACAAAUUGUCACGCCAUCAGACAAUCUUCUCUGGCUUCGUGGGAUUGAUUUCCAGAUCAUAAGACUUCCCUCCUGGCUUUCACUGAGAAAAUUAAGAAUUUUAGAGCUGAAAGACGCCAACAAACUGGAGAAAUUAUGGCAUAAUAGAGAUCCUCCAUUUUACUUGAGAGAGCUGACUAUUACCGGAGCCCAUAAUUUCCAAAAGUUUCCAAAGUCCAUAGGUUGUCUUAAAGAUUUGAAAAAGAUAAUUGUCAUUUGUUCCAUAAUGAAGAAUCUUCCAGAAGAGUUUUGCUUUCUCAAAUCACUGGAGCAUCUAGAACUGGUGGAGUGCAGAGAGCUAUCUUCCCUACCUUGCCAUCUGGGGGAUCUUAAAAAGCUUCGGCAUAUUAGCUUGGCCUCAUGUAAAGGGCUCACUAGUUUGCCAGAUUCUUUUAAACACCUAAUACACCUUCAAUAUCUAAAUUUAAGAGGUUGUUCGGCAAUUAGCUUCAAGUUAGACAUGCUGGAAAACAUGAGAAGGCUCGAGUAUGUGGACUUUCGAAGAUGCCCAAAACUUAAGGAAUUGCCAAAUCAAAUCACAGAUCAAGUGGGCUUGAGAGUGCUUGAUGUUCAGUUUACAGGUUUGAGGGAGGUUGCCACAGACAUUGGUCAACUUCUCAAACUGGAAAGCCUGAAAAUAGGAAGUCCAGACUUGAAAUCUUUACCAGACUCCAUGUGGCAUCUAAAUAUGCUAAGGAAGAUUGAUAUCAGUGUAACACAAGUGUCAACCAUAUCAAUACCUAAGGAAUGCUGUCCCAGCCUUGAACAACUCAGAUUAUCAGGAAAUGGUCAGCUAAAGCACAUUGGGAGCCUGCCUACUUCAAUGAAGACUUUGCUUGUUGUUUAUUGUAAAAGGCUGAAGAGCAUAACAAGUUGUAGUGGUUUAGUAAAACUUCGACAUUUAUGUCUAGUUAAAUGCUCGGAGUUGAGUGAACUCCCAAGUUUUGCGGAGUGUUUGUCUUUGUACAAGAUUUUUAUAGAUGGGUGUGACAAAGUCAAGAAACUGGAAGGCCUAGAACAUGCGAUAUCAUUGCAGGAGCUUAUAGCGAUGACCAGGUGGAAGUCCCAAGGGAUACAAAGUUUGGAUUGUUUGGAGAGAUUGAACACCCUAAAGCUUAUUGCAAGGAGCAGAUCAGCUCUUCAACCUUGCAUACAAACUAUAAAGAAAUGGCCACGGGAGGUGCUGAUAGGUGGAAGGGCAGUGAGUGAUGUGGAAUCAGUCAUGGAGUCUCUUUCUUUGCCUAACCUUACCGUGAUUCGACGGGGAAAAUGGUGGUUGGAAGAUUGGUGGAAGACGCAUACUUCCAACGCAGAUGCGGCUAUCAUAUGUUUCCUAAGGUAUUAUAGUAAAGAGUUUGUACAUAAUCAUCCUGAAGUCUGGGAUUCGGAGAGGCUCAAUAGUUUGUACCGUGGCAGUCUUUUAGAAGUGCAUAGGAGAGAAGGGAAAUGGGUGUAUGUCGGCCUGUUCAUAAGAGCUUCUAACCUCAUUAGCAAUACUAUGUGUAGUCGAGGUUUUAACCUCAUGAACGAUGAUAUGAACAGCCAUUCUGGACUUUCUUCAGAGAGAAUAAUGUUAGUGGUAGGGGAGGAAACCUGCGUGGUAGAGGCGUUGACUCAUUUUUGGAACUUGUUUAUGUAAAAAAUAACUAUUUGUAUAGAUAAAACAUUAGAGGUGAUUAUGUGGCUGUACAAAUCGUUCUUUAAACAUUUUAUAUUAGUUAUGUGCAUAAUAAUUUUAGCAUUUGGAGUCCUGUUAUUAGCCAGAUUUCUAUUCAGGACUCCAAGUUUUAUUGUAUUCUUUUUUUUAUAUGGAUAUUGUAAUAUUUGAUUGUAAGAAAUUGGCAAUGGGUAUCUUAAAUGACUGU